Pseudoliparis swirei is the source of this 4562-nucleotide messenger RNA. It is a transcript of the gene phkb, whose product is annotated as phosphorylase kinase, beta. Gene Ontology annotation, cellular component: phosphorylase kinase complex. The record is from RefSeq and is a predicted model, not a curated record. Lineage: Eukaryota; Metazoa; Chordata; Actinopteri; Perciformes; Liparidae. Gene Ontology annotation, biological process: glycogen metabolic process. Gene Ontology annotation, molecular function: calmodulin binding. The transcript has 32 exons. The coding region runs from base 98 to 3355 and encodes 1085 amino acids.
GUCGGCUGGAAACUCCUGGAAUUCAGAGCCCGAUCAAAAAGAUCAGAUUUGUGAUUUAGCUGAGAGAGACGAUUGGCCUUAGUUUCACCUUUUGAGAAUGGCCACCUCAGUGGCCGCAAGUGCCCGGCCUCACCGGAAAGCACACGGACUUGGUUCCAUCUAUGAACCCCUCAAGCUGUCCAAUCUCCAGCAUGAGGACGAGCCCCUUUGGGAGAAACUGGACCGCUUUUACAAUGCAGUCAAGACGACCAUUCUGAACUACCAGAGUCCGACCACUGGCCUUUUCCCGGUCAAAACAUGCUCCACCUGCAAGGAGGCCAAGGUCCGGGACUCCCUGUACUGUGCUGCCAGUGCCUGGGCCUUGUCCAUGGCCUACCGACGCAUCGACGACGAUAUGGGGCGGACCCAUGAGUUGGAGCAUUCCGCCAUCAAGUGCAUGAGAGGGAUCCUCUACUGCUACAUGAGACAGGCUGAUAAGGUGGAGCAGUUCAAACAGGAUCCCAGCCCCUCCAAGUGUCUGCACUCGGUGUUCCACGUAGUCACCGGGGACGAGGUGCACUCCUACAGCGACUACCACCACCUGCAGAUCGAUGCUGUUUCCCUGUUCCUGCUGUACCUGGUGGAGAUGAUCUGCUCUGGUCUGCAAAUCAUUUUCAACACCGAUGAGGUGUCCUUCAUCCAGAACCUGGUGUACUGCGUGGAAAGAGCCUACAGGGUGCCUGACUACGGCAUGUGGGAGAGAGGCAGCAAAUACAACAACGGCAGCACCGAGCUGCAUUCCAGCUCUGUGGGCUUGGCCAAAGCUGCUCUGGAGGCCAUCAAUGGAUUCAACCUGUUUGGAAACCAGGGCUGCUCGUGGUCGGUGAUAUUUGUGGAUCUGGACGCCCACAACAGGAACAGGCAGACCCUGUCCUCCUUACUGCCCCGAGAGUCUCGCUCACAUAACACAGAUGCAGCCUUGCUUCCAACCAUCAGCUAUCCUGCCUUUGCAGUCGAUGACGAUGCCCUCUACAGUCAGACACUGGACAAGAUUGUCCGCAAGCUGCGGGGCAAAUACGGCUUCAAGCGCUUCCUCCGUGAUGGCUACCGCACCGCCAACGAAGACAAGGAUCGCCGCUUCUACAAACCGGCUGAAAUGAAGCUUUUUGAUGGGAUCGAGUGCGAAUUUCCCAUAUUUUUCAUCUACAUGAUGAUUGACGGGGUGUUCAGAGGAAAUAGUGCUCAGGUUAAAGAAUACCAAGACCUCCUUGAACCAAUCAUCUUCCAGUCUUAUGAGGGCCAUGCUGUGAUCCCCAAAUACUACUACGUACCGGCUGACUUUGUGGAGGCGGAGCAGAACAAGCACGGGAGCCAGAAGCGUUUCCCUAGCAACUCUGGCCGUGAUGGGAUGGUCUUCUUGUGUGGUCAGGCCCUUUACAACAUCGCCAAGCUGCUGGUGGAUGAGCUGAUCAGCCCUAAAGACAUUGAUCCCAUCCACCGCUACGUUCCCCACAAGGACCAGCGCAACGUCAGCAUGCGAUACUCCAAUCAGGGUCCCAUAGAGAACGAUGUGGUGAUUCACGUGGCCCUGAUAGCAGAGAGCCAGAGACUUCAAGUGUUUUUGAACACCUAUGGCAUUCAAACCCAGACGCCCCAGCAGGUGGAGCCCAUCCAGAUCUGGCCUCAGAAGGAGCUGGUCAAGGCAUACCGUUUCCUAGCCAUCAAUAAAAAGCUGGGGUUGAGUGGGCGUCCAGAGAGGCCAGUGGGCUGCAUCGGGACCUGCAAGAUUUAUCGGAUCCUGGGCAAGACGGUGGUGUGCUACCCAAUAGUGUUUGAUCUAAGUGACUUUUACUUGUCCCAGGACGUCAUGCUGCUGAUUGAUGACAUUAAGAACACCCUGCAGUUCAUCAAACAGUGCUGGAAGAUGCAGGGACGUCCACUCUUCCUGGUUCUCAUCCGCGAGGAUAACAUCAAGGGGAGCCGCUUCAACCCAGUCCUGGACAUGCUGGCCUCGUUCAAGAAGGGCAACAUCGGAGGGGUCAAAGUUCAUGUCGACAGACUUCAGACCCUGAUAUCUGGAGCGGUGGUAGAGCAGUUGGACUUCCUGCGUGUCAAUGAGGAGGAGAUCCCAGAGUUUAAGAGCUUUGAGGAGCUGGAGCUGCCGAAGCACUCCAAGGUGAAGCGACAGAUGAGCACACCCAACGCCUCAGAGCUGGAGCAGCAGCCAGAGAUCACUGUGGAGGAGUGGCGGCAGAAGCCCACCCAUGAGGUCGUCCAGAAGUUCCACGACUGCAACUGCUUGGCCAGUCAGGCUCAGCUUGCAGUCAUCCUUCUGAGGAGAGAAGGACCAGACUUCCUUGCAAAAGAUGAGAACCUGAUGAAUGAACUGGAGAGAAUCUACAGAAGAGCCGGCAGCAGAAAGCUUUGGUCUGUUGUCCGUCUUGCUGCCAGUCUCUUAACUAAACUAGUGGACAGCCUUGCCCCCAGUAUUACUAGUGUGUUAGUGCAUGGCAAGCAGGUGACCCUCGGCCUAUUCGGGCAAGAAGAAGAGGUGAUCUCCAACCCGCUGUCGCCAGGGGUGAUUCAGGGCAUCAUCUACAGCAGGUGCGCCCCUCAAGGUGGGGAGCGGGAGGCCGUGCUGCAGCAGGAGCUGGUCAUUCAUAUCGGAUGGAUUAUCUCCAACAACCCCGAGCUGUUCAGCGGCAUGCUCAAGAUCAGAGUCGGAUGGAUUGUCCAGGCCAUGAAACAUGAGCUGAAGAUCAGGGCGGGAGACAUGCCAGCCCAGGACAUCUACCAGCUCUCCCCCAGCGACAUCAAGCAGCUCCUGCUGGACGUCCUGCAGCCGCAACACACCGGCAGGUCCUGGCUGAACAGGCGUCAGAUCGACGGCUCCCUGAACAGGACCCCUCUGGGCUUUUAUGAUCGCGUGUGGCAGAUCCUGGAGAGGACCCCCAACGGUUUUACGGUGGCUGGGACUCACCUCCCUCAGCAACCCACACUGUCUGACAUGACCAUGUAUGAGAUGAACUUCUCCCUGCUGGUGGAAGACACGCUGAAGAACAUCGUCCUGCCCGAGUACAGACAAAUCAUCGUAGAGUUGCUGAUGGUGGUGUCCAUCGUGCUGGAGAGAAAUCCGGAGCUGGAGUUCAGCGACAAGUUGGAUCUGGACGGUCUGGUGCAGGAGGCCUUCAGCGACUUCCAGAAGGAUCAGGGACACUUCGAAGGCAUCGAGAAACCGAAUGUCAUGGAGGCCUUUUACAACACACCUGCGGUGGAAAAGCGAAGCACCUCCAGCUACCUGACCAAGGCAGUCAUGAUCCUGUUGCUGCGAGGAGACUUCAAGCCCUGCAAGGACGACCCGUGCUCCGUUAGCUAGAUUAGCAAUGCGUUGACCCCUCUAAGCCCAGCCUGCUGCAGUGUAGUCAUGGCAAGGGCUUCUGGGUAUCCAUUGCGUGUAUUCAGCUGAUGACCUCUGACCUCUCUGGCUGUCCGUAGUAUGCAUACUACAUCCUAUAACCCACCAGGUGUGAUCACUGACACCUAGACCCUUGCUUAACCCUCAUACUGCUUUAUGUUGCCAGAAGCAUCUGUUUUAUGGAUUCAAAUUUAGAUUUUUAUAGUGUUUGAAGUUACCAUAGGGGGCAAGCUAUUAAUGUCAAAAAGCCACAUAGCCACCUUUGUGCUGUUAUCUGGCCCUUUCUCCAAUAAUAAGUAUUUUCCAGAACAAAUUGAAGGAAUUAUCCUAUUUUAGCUCAGCACAACAACUGAAUGGGGGAGCUUCAUACUUAGCUAGCAGGACAUGAGAGUGGUAUCAACCUUUGUUUUGCUUAGAAAAUACGUUCGAAGUGUUUUGUAUUUUGGUUAUUAUCUUUAAUUGCACAAUUACCAUGAGCUCCUAUGUAAUCUAUAACUCACCAGCAAUAACUUUUAGACAAUACACCGUCAUGUUGAAUAUUGAGAGGUGUGGUUCACAAAUUAAUUCUUUUGGCUAUCACCAGAUAUGAAAAAGUGGAUAAGUCUGCCAUUAUUUCAUACAGUCUAUCAAUCUUCAAUGCUCCGUGUUCAGAGCUAUCAGUUCAGAGCUAUCGGUGUGUAUAUAUAUAUAUAUAUAUAUAUAAAUAUAUAUAACCUACCAGGUUAUAUAAAGAAGAAUGCAUGCACGAUUACAUAGGUAGCGCCUUUUAAUAGACCGUCAGACAUCGAGGACCACCGUGACCUCCUUGGUACUUCUCACCUUAAAGGCACAUACACAUCAAUGCACUGCAUUAUAUCUACUGUAUAUGAAUCAUCAUCUGAUUACCCUCACCCUUUGGCAUUACAACCAUAGAGAUAUUAGGAUUUCAUAGUGAAUUGCUCAGAAGUUCGUCUGUUUGCUCGACUAUGUUGAGUUCCUCUUCGUGUCCUCAUACCUCGAUGCAUGCAGUCUGCCGCAUGACGAUAGGCACUGAUUGCCAAAAUGAUUGUGACAGUUUUUCUGAAUGUUAUAGAUGACAAAAGCAAGUUUCUUUUGACCAAUAGGGUGUGUGUGUGUAUUUUUAAUUCAAUACUGUAGUUUCAAAGAAUAAAGUGAUCCUGAAAUUAUA